AGAGAGAGAGAGAGAGCAUGCCAUGAGUGACAUGAUUGCCUUCUCUCUCCUCCUUAUUAUAGGGUCUUUGUUGGAAAGCCUUCGGAUUGAAGGCACAAAUUUCAAUCAUGGAAGAGGAGGUAUAAUCAUCUCCCUGUAAUUGCAGACAAGUGCAAAAGCUAGCUAGCUAUCUAGCUUCAUACAAAUACUUAACAAGGGUGAGAAAGAAAAAGACUGUCUAGAGAGAGAAAGAGAGAUGUGUCAUAUGCUCCCCUUGUCUUUAAUUUCAGAGCUGCAGAAAGUUCUUCCUCAAAAGAAAGAACUGAUCUAGAGAGAGAGAGAGAGAGAGAGCGGGGGAGGAGAUAGAGAGACAGAGACCCUUUGCUUCACUUCAAAAGAGAGAUUUUGAAAGAGGAAAGUUAGUGAGAGUAGAGGAAAGUUAUGUGCACAUACCUGAAAUUAUUUCUUUUGAGCCAGUAGAGUUCUUUGAGACUCCACAGCCCUAGCUUUCUCAUCUUGGGACUAUCAAACUCUCAAGCAACCUUUUCUUUCUGUGAUCCCCUACUUUCUUUUUUUCUCGUAAAAAGAGAUUAUUAUCAUGAUGGAGUCUUCAAAUCUCAAUCUAGAUCUCCAUCACCAAGAAGACUUCCAUGGCUCAUCUUCCUCCUUAGCACUCCAAGGGUGGAACCAAGAUCUCAUGUUAAAUAGUGCUGAAUUCCCUCAUGGAGCUCUCCCAAGCUCAAGAAACUUCAUGAGAACGACAAACAAUGGCAUGCCAAUGGUCCAAGAACUUGGGUUUCAGUGGACCCCAUCCGGUCAUGAUCAAGGUUACAUGAUGAACACGAACCAGUCACCAUGUUCUUCCUCCUCCUCUCACCAAACCCUAGGGUUUCCAAUACCGAAGAAUAAUAUAAAAGAAGAGUUAUCGAUAGCGAGCACUAUCAAUCUCCAUGACUAUAGCUUGAUGCCUUUUCAUGGAAGCUUUAGUAAUGUGUUUCCAAGUGAGAAUGUUUCGGGUUCAGUUUUGCAAUCUUUCUGCCCAAAUCCAUUAGGCAUGGACCUUCACGCUCUGGAUCUCUUGGCUUCGGCUAGAUUUGGAAGAACAAUGUCUCAGCCUUUAUUUGACGGUUAUGGACUUGGACAGUUGCAAGAACAAGCUCAAGCACAAGUUUCUACUAGCUAUCACAAGGCUCCACAUUCUGUAAGUGGAGUUACAGAAGCAAAGAGAAGCAACAGUUUGGAUGGAGGAACAUCACAACCAGCUUCAUUAACAAAGAAACCUCGCCCCCCCCCCCCCCCCAAAAAAAAAAAAAGAAAAAUGAUAUACAACUGA
Asparagus officinalis (garden asparagus) is the source of this 1312-nucleotide messenger RNA. RefSeq lists its product as uncharacterized. Lineage: Eukaryota; Viridiplantae; Streptophyta; Magnoliopsida; Asparagales; Asparagaceae. The coding region runs from base 578 to 1312 and encodes 244 amino acids. The transcript is spliced from 3 exons. The record is from RefSeq and is a predicted model, not a curated record.